Neoarthrinium moseri is the source of this 1935-nucleotide messenger RNA. RefSeq lists its product as uncharacterized. The record is from RefSeq and is a predicted model, not a curated record. Lineage: Eukaryota; Fungi; Ascomycota; Sordariomycetes; Amphisphaeriales; Apiosporaceae. The coding region runs from base 1 to 1935 and encodes 644 amino acids. The transcript has 3 exons.
AUGACAAAACCGUCGAAAGAGCUUCCACUGCAACGCUUCCUUCACAGGCCUAAGUCGCCCGCUAUCGACGAAGGAACAGAGGCUUACGACGGGAGAACGACGCGGUCAAAUACACCCUCGUUGACGUACGAAUCAACACAAUCAGGAUCGCCUUCUCUGAAGGAGGACCACUUCUUGGGAUCGCCCCACACGGACAGUUGCGAUAUACCUGAUUCUUAUCCAGCACGGACAGGUGAUUUCUGGUCUGCAACUGAAGCCCAGCAGGGUAGCUGUUUUGCGAAUUCGGGUUAUCGGGCCGCCCAGGAAACCUACCCCAGUGACAGCGAGACAGAAAGUGACGACGAAAGCUCUGGUAGCGACGAUUGGAGCGGGCAAGAGGACGAUAUUGAGCCCAUGGUGCUGGCAGCUGUUGGGAACGAUCUGAAGCUGGCAGCAUACCUGAUUCCCAUUAUCUACCAAGAAAUGUCGGCCGAUGCGUCAAGACGCAUCAAUCGCAAGGUUGGCCACUGGCAGUCAAUGGUAGCUUCUCAUGGCGGCCAGUUUCCGCCGCAGUCAGAUGCCCUCGGAAAUGGAGCUCCCGCGCAGACAAACUCCGGCUCAUUCAAUCAGCAAUCAAGGGGAAACCCACUGAAAAGAGCGAGAAGGUCAAGCUCAAGCGACUGUGGCAAGGACGUAGACGAGGAGGACGGAGAUGGUGACGAGAAAGAAGACGGUGAUGGUGACAGACAAGGCGAUGGACCACCAGGAAAGUCUGCACAGCUGCCACGGUUGGCUUGCCCUUUCCACAAGCUCAACCCCCAGAAAUAUGCCAUCCAGCAUGAGGUUCAGGAGAGCCAACAUUACAAGUCAUGCAGUGGCCCGGGUUUCAAGAGCAUCCAGCGACUCAAGGAGCAUCUGAAACGAAAACAUUAUCCCGUGCAGUGCGAUAGAUGCUAUGAGAUCUUCCGUGGGUCUGACAGAUCAGUCUGCAUGUCUCUCCUGGAAGAUCAUCGCCAGAAGGCCACUCCAUGCGAGAGAGGCGACUCGACUCUCAGGGAGGGCAUCAGUGAUGCGCAGUGGGCAAAGCUGGACGGCAAGAGGGGCAACAAGAACUCCCAAGAGAAGCAUCGCGUACAAAAGUGGUUCGAGAUCUGGGUUGUCCUGUUUCCUGACGAGGAAAGGCCGGGCUCUCCUUGGUAUGAAGGGACCGUAGGCCAGCAUGGAAUUAAGGCCUCCAAGUCGCCGCAGAGCUCUGAUUUUAUGAGACUCUUCAAUGCUAUCCUGAACCACAAGGUUCAGCAAAAAGACAUCAUUUUCCCUGAAAAUCUCAGGGAACGCAUUGAAGCAGUGGCAGAAUCAGCAUUCAGCACAUGGCUGGGUACUUCUUACCAAAGGGCCUCUACUGACUCCAGUUCGAGUCUGACUCGUAGUUACUUGUACCCUUCGAUGGUCGGUGGGUCGUCCACCCAUUUAUCAGGCCAGCUCGGAGAUUCUCGCUAUUACCACUCGCAGCCAAGCUCACACAGCCGUAGAAGCCAUGCAUCUUCUGGUAGCUUUGGCUAUCGUCCAGCGCCUCUAAUGCUGAACCAAACUACGUCCCAAACGGUAGCACCCCCGCAGUUCAAUAUGGAAUGGGUUGCUCCCAUGACACCAUCUUCACCAGAAUACGUUCUCAACAACAUCGCAUCAAUGCAGGGACGAGCAUCGUCUUUCCAGCCUUUUGGAAUAGGUACUAGGCACCCACCUGAAAUAAGUGAGCCGAUGUUCGCAAGCAGUGGCUUGCAGCCCUGGAACCAACCGCAGAGUGGUUACACCGAUCAAAACGCCUUCCCAAUGCCAGGCUCGGCGUUCGCUGUUCCCGUGUCCAAUGACCCUCUUAGCCCAACACUCAUGGAGGAGUCGAUGGAUAACCUCCGAGAUAUGAACGGAAAUCUCUCAUUCGAACGGGGCAUGUGA